This is a messenger RNA of Engraulis encrasicolus (European anchovy), 2701 nucleotides long. RefSeq names its product NME/NM23 family member 9 (gene nme9). The transcript is spliced from 19 exons. Gene Ontology annotation, molecular function: nucleoside diphosphate kinase activity. Lineage: Eukaryota; Metazoa; Chordata; Actinopteri; Clupeiformes; Engraulidae. The coding region runs from base 1 to 2211 and encodes 736 amino acids. Gene Ontology annotation, biological process: GTP biosynthetic process; UTP biosynthetic process; CTP biosynthetic process. The record is from RefSeq and is a predicted model, not a curated record.
AUGGCUGGCAAAAAGAAGGAAGUCAGUCUGCAGGUGUCAAUCACAAACGAGGAGCAAUGGGGCGAAAUGACCGGCACCAAGGGCUUGACAGUGGUUGAUGUGUAUCAGCAAUGGUGUGGCCCUUGCCGCGCUGUCGUCAGCCUUUUUAGAAAGAUAAAGAAUGAGCUCGGCGAUGACCUGUUACAUUUUGCAACCGCAGAGGCAGACAGCAUCGAUGCACUGGAGAGAUACCGGGGAAAGUGCGAGCCCACGUUUCUCUUCUACGGGGGUGGAGAGCUGGUGGGAGUAUUGAGGGGUGCCAAUGCCCCCCUGCUGCAGAGGCUGGUGGUGGAGGAGCUGGCCAAGGAGAAGAAAGUGCUGGACGAAGGAGCUGAACGACGAGUGGUGAAGGAUGAAGGGCUGGUGGAUGAGGAGGAGGAGGAGGUCGGUGACAACGACCAGGGAGACGAGGAUGUCCUGGUUCCCGCCCACAAGUCCUACACAGUAGCAAUCAUCAAACCAGAUGUGGUCGCACACGGCAAAGCCAGCGAGAUAAUCAUGAAGAUCCAGGACGCUGGCUUUGAGAUUCUGGCCCAUGAGGAGAGAACCCUGACUGAGGACGAGGCUCGCGUAUUCUACCAACACAAGGAGGACCAGCCCUACUUCCAGGAGCUGGUGGAGUUUAUGUCCAGUGGGCCGUCACAUGUGCUCAUCGUCUCGCAGACUGACGCCUCCGCAGACGUCAUCCCCACAUGGAGGGAGUUCAUUGGCCCCACAGACGUACAGGAGGCCAAGAGGGACAAACCUAGCAGUCUGCGUGCCCAGUAUGGCACCGACUCGCUCUUCAACGGUCUCCACGGCAGCGAUGAUGCCGAGCGUGCCAGCAGGGAGCUGGCCUUCUUCUUCCCCACCUUCCGCCUGGCAUCGGGCACCGACGACGACGAUGAUGAUGGACCCGCCGAGAGGACGCUGGCGCUGAUCCGGCCGCAGCUUGACAGGGAACACAGGGAUGAGCUGCUGUCCCUCAUCCGUGAUGUGGGCUUCACCGUGGCGAUGGAGAAGGAAGUGAUGCUGAACGAGGAGCAGGUCAGACAGUUCUACAGUCAGCAUCAGGACCAGGACUACUUCCCUGCACUACUACACACCAUGACCAGCGGCCCGGUGCUGGCGUUGGCUCUGGCCCGGCGAGAUGCGGUGCGGUACUGGAGGAGCCUACUGGGACCUGCAGACGUCAACCAGGCCCGCCAGGAGCAACCGGACUGUCUGAGGGCCCGCUUCACUGCAGAGGGGGGAGGAAAUGGAGGUGAAGGAGGAGAAGAGAGAGGAGGAGGAGGAGGUGAGGAAAAAGAAGAGGAGGAGGGUGCAGGAGGUGCAGGUGAAGGGGGAGGAGGUGGCCUUAACCAGCUCCACGGCAGCGCUAGCUCCCAGGAGGCCGAGCGGGAGCUGGAGUUCUUCUUCCCAGAGCUGCAGGAUACUCUGGCCCUCAUCAAGCCCGAUGCCAUGGAGCAGCACAGAGAGGUGAUCCUGGAGGAGAUCCGUGCUGCUGGCUUCUCCAUCGUGGAGCAGCGUGAGGAGGCGUUGACUAGGGAGGUGGCCGAGGAGUUCUACAGGGAGCACCAGGACAAGCCCUUCUUCCCCCAGUUGAUAGACACCAUGUGCCGAGGACCAUGUCUGAUGCUUGUCCUGACCAAAGACAAUGCGGUGGAGGACUGGAGGGCCAUGAUGGGGCCCACGGACCCCGAUGAGGCGCGUCAGUCAGCCCCAGACUCCCUGAGGGCCCGCUUCGCUCGCGACGUUCUGGAGAACACUGUGCACGGCUCGUCCAAUCGGGAGCACGCGCAAAAGAAGAUCCACUUCCUCUUUGGCGAAAUUGCCACCGCUGCAGAGAACGGCGAGGAAGAGGAUGGGGAGCUUGCACUGCUUCGGAACAUCGAAGGCCUGGAGAGCUCUGGUGACUUCAGGCAGCUGGAGGAGUCCAUAUCUCCCUCUACGGACGCCAAUGAACAGCUGCUGGCACUCAUGAGCCCAGAGGAAGACGAUUCUCCGACGUUGAUGACGAGAGAGAUCUCUGACCUCGCUCCACAGUCUCCACCUGCCGUCAUCAUACCAACGUCAGAGGUGAUGGCGGAAACGCAACCACCAAGUGCGGCCAGCGACAACCCACAGUCCACUGAUGACUUGACGACCUCUGAGGAGCCGAGGCGUUCAGGUGACAGUGGCCAGCAGCACUGAAGUUGAGGAAGAGGCUUCCCACCAGUGACUUGAUGGGCUGGACAGACAGAACGGGAGGACAUCUCAGGCCAUGAUGUUUUUGACUGUGUAUUAUGACCACAUCAAUUGGGCGUGUUCAUGAUGGCGCAUGCAGCAGAAUUUUUUAACCAGAAUGCAUUGCAAUUCUACCGCAAUGCCGAUGCGUGCGCUGCGCAGACCGCCACAGCAUGCGCCAUCACGAAUGCUUCCCAUACUGUACCACUCACCCUCAUGUAACCAUUUAUUUACCAAGUCCCUUAAAAAGCUCUGGACAUAUGAUGACAUCAUUCUCACCCCUUUUAUUGAGCUCUUGUGAGUUCUCGGAUUUCUCAUAGGCCUACUCUUUGAAUCUCGUCUGUAGUUACCAGCUGUGGCAGCUUGCUGUGGAGAAUGUCUGUGAAGAUUCUCAUUCAGAUACUGUUUGUAUUGUUGCUUCUUUUUUAAUCUUCUUGGGUAUUUUGGUUUUAGUUCC